AUGGCUCAGAGAGGAGUUGGAGGCGGAUUGGAAGUCCAUCACCUCAACAGGAUUUUCUUUGAACUUGGUGAUGGCGUGUCUGAUGAUGACCCUUUUAGGCACAGCCAAUACAGCUGCCCAUGUUGCUGGAAACAAUGGAAGACCUGUGACGAGUGCUGCUUCGGCUUCCCAAUCGACCACGGCAUUUGGAUGGAGGACUGGACGGCACAUCUUGAAUAUGCCGCAGAUGCUGCGUGCCAAACAGCCGAGCAGCCCUUGGUCUGGAACUUGCUGGAGGCCCUUCGCUGUGGCACUGCAUUGCCCUUUGCCAUUUCGGAGGAGGCCUUGGUGCAUCUACUGGACAUCGCAAUACUCACUGGCAACAAAGAGGCAGCUGUGCUUUGUGCGGAGCGAUCGAGUCUCAGGCCCCUGCGACGGUGGAGUUUUUACGGUAUGUUCAAUACACAUAGAUGGGACAAUUCCUGGUACCCGUUGACUCGGGAAUCUGACACUGAAUUUGAGAGAGUCCUCGUCCGUCCGGAGCCCGCGGUGACCCUGGAGCCUGCGGUCUGUGAGAUGCUUCUCGCAGCCCUCUCAACCGGUGUGGCGCUUCAGAGCCUCCACACAAGCUUGGGGAUGGCCCCAGCAAUUCUGAUUCCAUUCCGGGUGGCGUUAGUUUUGUGCCGUGUUCCCUGUGGCUUUGCAGAUCUGGUGCCAAGUCUAACUCCGGUACCAUCACAAGAGAACGGCCGAACGGCAGAUUCUUCCUGGUAG
Molecule: messenger RNA, 753 nt
Organism: Durusdinium trenchii
Lineage: Eukaryota; Dinophyceae; Suessiales; Symbiodiniaceae
Source: the annotation of a GenBank genome assembly